This is a messenger RNA of Herpailurus yagouaroundi (jaguarundi), 6520 nucleotides long. It is a transcript of the gene ANO3, whose product is annotated as anoctamin 3. NCBI's taxonomy places the organism in Eukaryota, Metazoa, Chordata, Mammalia, Carnivora, Felidae. The transcript has 28 exons. Gene Ontology annotation, biological process: chloride transmembrane transport. The coding region runs from base 360 to 3488 and encodes 1042 amino acids. Gene Ontology annotation, molecular function: chloride channel activity; protein dimerization activity. Gene Ontology annotation, cellular component: plasma membrane. The record is from RefSeq and is a predicted model, not a curated record.
CUCUGCAGCCUUGCCUAUGUCUUCACUUAGCCCAUCUUAGUUUUCCCUGAAGCCUCUCUGAGAUGGAAUUAGUGCUGCUAUCAUUUUAAGGCAGCAAGACAUCUUCCAGAAGAACAACUCUAAAUUCCAUCCAUCCUAUUGAAGUCAAUUGCCUAGCAAAGGCAUGAAUACAGAAAACUUAGAGACUCAGCUCUGCAUGUUUUAUCUCUUUUGGAUUUCCAAGUGAGAAUGAAUAAUCACUGGAAAGUCUGGAGUUACUACUGAUUAUAAUACAGUGAUUUUUUUUUUCUGUCUCCUAUGAUCUUUAAAACUUCAGUUAGUGUGAACUUUGACUUACAUAGCUCUUUAAGAAUUUUGCAAUGUCAACUGUGAAGUUUGAACUGGAUUAUCUUUCUCCUGAAGGCUUCAGACAUGAGCAUGCUUCCAACCCAGAAUUUACUUUAACCUGUUUGACUGAACUCUCUGAGGAUUCUAGUCAAUUCGAACUUCAACACUCCAAUUCUGUCCCCACUGGCUUGCGAAAGUUGUGCUCAUCUCAUUGUGAGCUUGAGAAGAGUGUGUGGGCUGCCAAAGGCAAACACAGUGAAGGUAUGAAUAUAAGCAAGAGUGAGAUAACAAAAGAAACUUCGUUAAAACCGUCCCGGAGAUCCCUGCCUUGCCUUGCCCAGAGCUAUGCCUACUCAAAGAGUUUGAGCCAAUCCACCUCUCUCUUCCAGUCAACGGAGAGUGAAUCUCAGGCUCCCACUUCUGUGACCUUAAUCUCCGCUGACAAAGCAGAGCAAGUUAAUGCUGAGGAGGAUAAUAAAGACUCUGUGCUCAAAUGCUCUUUCGCUGACCUCAGUGACUUUUGCUUGGCCCUAGGAAAAGAUAAGGAUUACAUGGAUGAAUCAGAACAUGCUAAUUAUGACCGAUCUCGGCUUAUUAAAGACUCUGUUCCCAAAGAUAAUUCUGAAUCCAAGGCAAAAUUGUCUAAGAAUGACAUGAAUUACAUAGCAUCCAGUGGACUUCUAUUCAAAGAUGGCAAAAAACGGAUUGAUUACAUCCUGGUGUAUAGAAAGUCAAAUAUACAAUAUGACAAAAGAAACACAUUUGAAAAGAACCUCAGAGCCGAAGGCCUGAUGUUGGAAAAGGAGCCAGCUGUUGCAAACCCUGAUAUCAUGUUUAUUAAAAUUCAUAUUCCAUGGGACACGCUGUGCAAGUAUGCAGAGAGGCUGAAUAUCAGGAUGCCCUUCAGGAAAAAAUGCUAUUACACUGACCGGAGCAGCAAAUCAAUGGGCAGUGUGCAAAAUUAUUUUAGAAGAAUAAAAAAAUGGAUGUCCCAAAACCCAAUGGUUCUCGACAAGUCAGCUUUUCCACACCUGGAGGAAUCAGACUGCUAUACAGGCCCCUUCAGCCGUGCACGGAUUCACCACUUCAUAAUAAACAAUAAGGACACAUUCUUCAGUAAUGCUACUCGAAGCAGGAUAGUCUAUCACAUGCUACAGCACACCAAAUAUGAAAAUGGAAUAUCAAAAGUGGGUAUCUGUAAACUUAUAAAUAAUGGCUCAUAUAUAGCAGCUUUUCCUCCACAUGAGGGAGCCUACAAGAGUAGCCAACCCAUCAAAACGCAUGGACCUCAGAAUAAUAGGCAUCUAUUAUAUGAGCGCUGGGCACGCUGGGGAAUGUGGUAUAAGCAUCAGCCCUUGGAUUUAAUCAGGCUAUACUUUGGUGAGAAGAUUGGGCUGUACUUUGCUUGGCUGGGAUGGUAUACUGGAAUGCUGAUUCCUGCAGCACUUGUUGGCUUGUGUGUUUUUUUCUAUGGGAUAUUUACAAUGAAUGCAAGUCAAGUAAGCCAAGAAAUUUGCAAGGCCACUGAAGUCUUCAUGUGCCCUCUCUGUGACAAGAACUGCUCACUGCAGAGACUCAAUGAAAGCUGUAUCUAUGCCAAGGUGACAUAUUUGUUUGAUAAUGGAGGAACGGUCUUCUUUGCUAUUUUUAUGGCAAUAUGGGCCACAGUCUUCUUGGAAUUUUGGAAAAGGAGAAGAAGUACACUGACCUAUACUUGGGACCUUAUUGAAUGGGAAGAAGAGGAGGAAACACUUCGUCCCCAGUUUGAAGCCAAGUAUUAUAAGAUGGAGAGAGUGAAUCCCAUUAGUGGGAAACCUGAGCCACAUCAGCCUUCCUCAGACAAAGUCACUCGUCUUCUUGUUUCUAUCUCAGGAAUAUUCUUCAUGAUUUCUUUGGUGAUCACUGCAGUGUUUGCUGUUGUCGUGUAUCGCCUGGUUGUCAUGGAACAGUUUGCAUCAUUCAAGUGGAAUUUCAUCAAACAACACUGGCAAUUUGCAACAUCAGCUGCUGCUGUCUGUAUCAAUUUUGUAAUCAUUAUGGCACUGAAUCUUGCUUAUGAAAAAAUUGCUUACCUUCUCACCAACUUAGAAUAUCCUCGAACAGAAUCUGAGUGGGAAAACAGCUUUGCUUUGAAGAUGUUCCUUUUCCAGUUUGUUAAUUUAAAUAGUUCUAUCUUCUAUAUUGCUUUCUUUUUGGGGAGAUUUGUAGGCCACCCAGGAAACUACAAUAAACUUUUUAACCGGUGGAGACUGGAGGAAUGUCAUCCCAGUGGCUGUUUAAUAGACCUCUGCCUCCAGAUGGGAGUGAUCAUGUUUUUGAAGCAAAUAUGGAACAACUUCAUGGAACUAGGAUACCCGUUGAUCCAGAACUGGUGGUCACGACAUAAAAUCAAGCGAGGAGUACAAGAUGCUUCCAUACCUCAGUGGGAAAAUGAUUGGAAUCUGCAGCCCAUGAAUAUUCAUGGACUUAUGGAUGAGUAUUUAGAAAUGGUUUUGCAGUUUGGUUUUACCACCAUCUUUGUUGCGGCUUUUCCUCUGGCCCCUCUUUUGGCCUUAUUAAACAAUAUCAUUGAGAUCAGGCUGGAUGCCUACAAAUUUGUCACCCAGUGGCGGAGGCCUCUGCCGGCUCGAGCCACUGACAUAGGUAUCUGGUAUGGAAUUCUUGAAGGAAUUGGUAUAUUGGCUGUUAUCACCAAUGCGUUUGUAAUUGCUAUUACAUCUGAUUACAUCCCACGUUUUGUCUAUGAAUACAAAUAUGGCCCCUGUGCAAGUCGUUUUGAAUAUGGUGAAAAUUGUUUAAAGGGAUAUGUCAACAACAGCCUAUCCUUCUUUGACCUGAGUGAGCUUGGUGUGGGAAAAUCUGGUUAUUGCAGGUACCGGGACUACAGAGGUCCCCCGUGGAGUUCUAAACCCUAUGAGUUCACCUUACAAUACUGGCAUAUCCUCGCUGCACGAUUGGCCUUCAUUAUUGUGUUUGAGCACCUUGUUUUUGGGAUCAAGUCAUUCAUCGCAUACCUGAUUCCGGAUGUACCAAAGAACCUGUAUGACCGAAUACGACGGGAGAAGUACUUGGUCCAAGAGAUGAUGUAUGAGGCUGAACUAGAACAUUUGCAACAACAACGGAGAAAAAGUGGUCAUCCUGUUCACCAUGAAUGGCCUUAGUUAAUACCAAGGGGCAGUACCAAUGGUGGGAAUGAUAGCAACCUUAAAUUCUAGGGGGGAUCCAGGAGGAAGGCAUACCUGGCAAACCAUAUAUAUGAUAUGUUACUUGGAAAUGCAUCACAGCCAUCUCUGAGAUUUGGAAUAUCCAGGCUUCUAGGGAAGAAAAAAAAAUGACUCAUGACAUCUAAAUGGUUAGAUUGACAUUGCAGGAAGCCGGGAUCUAAUUCUCAGAACCAGCCUCAGGGAGUUGUGUGUUUGGAGACCUCUACCUUCCGUCAGCUGCAGUGUGAUAGGAAGGGUGGUGGUGAGGUUUCUAGCAACAGUUUUCCAUGUAAACGUUCAUAAGCCAGGCAUGCUAACAGUAUCACCUGCUCUUCAGUCACAUACUAAUCUGACUUUGGAAACUUAGGUGAGUUGAGAUACUCACAAGAAAUGACUUACAUCAGUUAUUGCCUUUGCUACCAGAAUUCCAUGUCCCUUCAGCUUACAAGUUUGGGGAAUUUUUUUUUCUGGGUUUAUGGAUCUCUGCUACAAGGAAUUUAUGCUGCUUUACAUUGACUAUGCAGUCGAAGAGUUGCACACCUUUAGUAGUCAAACCAAAAAUCUGAGAUUCUAAAAAGAAUAUCAUUCACUGAAACAUACUCUAUUGCAUUGGCUACAUUCAAAUGUGUUGUAUCACUGACAGAACAAGUUUCACUGCCUUUUUUUUUUUAAAUUAAAUUUCAGUAGAGCCACAUACUUAUAAAAUAUGGGUGUUUAUUCUCAUAUCAUUUAGAAUACCACUCAUCCAUAUUUUACCGUGGAGGGCUGUUUUAUAGUAUGUUUAAUUUUUUCCUCCCUAGUUUAUUAUAACAACUCUCACAGAAUAACAGAAUAACUUGAAAUGCUGUAAAUAUGUUAGUUUUCCUUGUAUUUUUGCACCUUGGCAAUAUGUAAUGCAAGUUACAUUUUGUGCAGCUCUGAGAUCAGUUACAUGGUAUGCCAUCGUGACUUACUUAUUCAGGAUAUCAGAAGCCAAAUGCUUUGCAACACGUUAAGCUUUUCUAACAAUGUGCACUUUUGUUCAUGAGCUAAUGAAAACAAUGCAUGAAUAUAAAUUUAUAUUAUUUGUAAAUACACACACAUGUAUUUUUUGUUUUAUUUCCUUUUCAUCAGUAAAGGGAGUUUUCUGUUACUGUUUCUUUGAUAGAUUGAUUUGGUUGAUUUUUGAAAACUCUCUAAAACCAAGAUCAAAUCAACAAUGACAGACAUGGUUUUGCAUUGUUGUGGAGUUGCUAUUUCGGUGUCAACUCUGUGAGUGUUAUUGUUCACAGACAGAUGCAAUGGGAAUGAUGAAACCUCAAGUAACAAAAGUCUGGCGGAGGCGUAAGCUCUGGGAGCGGGUGUGGAAGAAAGAGGAGAGUUGAAGUAAGGGAAUGUGUGGGAGAAAUCAAGACACCUUUCCCUGCGAAAAAAAUCAAAACUGAUCUCAGUUUUCCUCCCCUGGGAAUGGGGUGGCGAAUUACAUACUCACACAUUUAUAUACAUAUAUAUAAUCAUAUAUAUGUAUUGUGUGAUUAUUAUUUGUCCAAUUAGGGUUUUUUUCCAAUUAAAAAUUUUCCAAUUUUUUCCCAAUAAAAUUCUCCAGUUUUUUCUGAUUGCUUUCCAAAUAAAGCAUGGUUGUUUCCAAAAUGUAUAAAGACCAGAUUAAAGACAAUGGAAAUAAAGCUGCUUUGUAUAUAUGCUAGAGUAUCUCUAGUAAGAAAAUUAUAAAGUUUCUCUUACUGGAAAACUAUUUGCUAUCAUUCUAACCCUGAAAAUGUUUUUUUGUUUUUUGGGUUUUUUUUUUUUUUUUUACUUUUUCUUCUUUUAUUCCAGGAAAAAGCUGACAGAUUAUAGUUGUUCGUUGGUUUGUUCUUGUCAAAAAUGAACACUUCCCCACUUGCCCUCUGAUUCUGGGCAAAAGGAAGGACCCCAGACUCUAAACUUCCCUCCCAAGCCCUUGUUGCCAAGGACUCUUACAUUCAGAUUCCUCGGAGGUUCUGUUUCUGCCACCUGCUAGUCAUAACAACUAGUUCCACUAACUGCACAAAGGAGUUUUCAACUCCUCCAUGUUUGUGGUAUCUGCAGCAUUUCCUUUUAUUUUGUUAGUUGAACGUAUACCAUGCCUGAGGAUAAAUGUUCUGUACGCCUAUUGAAUACAUAAAUGAACCUGACAUUUAUGUCUUUCCCAAAUUAGGGACACAAGACAAAACUAUUUGUCUUACUGUAGAGCAAAGAAUAGUGAUAGUCGUGCCCUUGAGAAUUCUGCUCUUUCUGAGUUAUUUUUAUACUACCACCAUCAGUGUUGAAAAUCGUAUUGAUUGCCUAGAGAGAAAGAAAACGAAAAGAGAAAGGCAUUUUCAAAAAAAAUUAUAAUACAUUGAUUUAGGCAUUGCUGCCUUUGGUAAUUUUCGAGACCAAUAGAAAAUGAGAGAAUCACCGAAAAAGUUACCUGAAAUUCUCCUUUUGUGAAACAAUGCAGUAGAACCUAGCUAUGCUUUUAUGGUCGUUGACAGCAAAAUAUUGACAGCCCCUCACAGUAUGUGAGUUUUAAGUCACUCUGCUUUCGUUGAGAGAUAUGUUUUAUAUCAUGGUUUUCAUAGGAAUACAAAUUAUUUCACAAAGAUUUAUAUAGCACACACUAUUCUCAGGAAUUCUGUAUUACAUGAAUGCUGCUUAUCUAUUUUCAUAUUCUAAAUCGUUGUCUUUUCAAGCAAAUGACUAACAUAUAUGUGCAUGCAGUCUGCCUUGACAAGUUGUUCAAAGCUGAAGCACUUUCCCAGUCCAGUGUGUGAAAAAUUUAUCGAGACUAUAGCUGAAAUAGUUUGCAGUUGUCUGAGUCUGUGCACGCACUUUUCGAUAAAAUGCUGCUGAGUGACUGCAUGAUGAAAUACAACUUCUGAACGCUGCACUUUCUUCCAGAAUGGCUGUUAGCACAAUCUGUUUUAGAACGGAAUGGAAAGGAACCUCUUUCACUCAAUAAAUUGUGUGAUACCGUAUUUUUCCUAUAA